AUGGGCCAAUUUCUGGUGGGCGUGUUCAAGUUUGAGAAGACGCUGGGGAUUCACGAAGGCCUUUCCGGAGUUUUAGCCUACCAGGAGCAGAUCGGCGAGAAUCUCGCUAUGAUCCAUUUUAGCGCCCAAUUCCGGCCAAGAUAUCUUGCCUUUGAUCUCAACUCCAGCACUUGUCCGGUCCGCGUCAAGGAUGAAGGAAGGAAAGAGAUCAAGAUCAAGGGAUUGAACAUUCCGUUGGACAAAAUCCAGGCAGGGACCGGCGGAAGGAGAGGGAGCGAGCCGGGUAAGGUUGAGGGCAAGAAGUGGGUUACUGGAGCGAGGGUAGAGUUCGCUUCGGAUGUCGAGAAGCUACUGUUCUUGGAGAAAGUGAAGGAGGUACAGCAGACCAUGGUUCGCUUGCCGGAUGUAUAG
Molecule: messenger RNA, 411 nt
Organism: Diplodia corticola
Lineage: Eukaryota; Fungi; Ascomycota; Dothideomycetes; Botryosphaeriales; Botryosphaeriaceae
Exons: 2
Coding region: 1-411 (136 amino acids)
Source: RefSeq, a predicted model, not a curated record